This is a messenger RNA of Conger conger (European conger), 948 nucleotides long. Its product is annotated as zinc-binding protein A33-like. Gene Ontology annotation, molecular function: protein binding. Lineage: Eukaryota; Metazoa; Chordata; Actinopteri; Anguilliformes; Congridae. The coding region runs from base 1 to 948 and encodes 315 amino acids. The record is from RefSeq and is a predicted model, not a curated record. The transcript has 4 exons.
AUGGUGUUUGAAUCGCAGAGUCAAGCCCAGCACACAGAGAGGCAGAUAAAGGCAGAGUUUGAGAAGCUCCACCAGUUCCUGCGUGAGGAAGAGGAGGCCAGACUAGCUGCACUGAAAGAGGAAGAGGAGCAGAAGAGUCGGAUAAUGGAGGAGAAGCUAGAACACAUCAGUGGAGACAUCUCCAUCCUUACAGACAAAAUCACAGCUCUAGAGACGGCCAUGGAGACCGAAGACACCUCCAUUUUAAAGAGCUACAACAACAUCAAGGAAAGAGCCCAGUGCACACUGCAGGACCCAGAGCUGCUCUCAGGGGCGCUGAUAGACGUGGCCAAACACCUGGGCAACCUGACGUUCAGAGUCUGGGAGAAGAUGCUGGGGAUGGUGCAGUACACUCCUGUGAUGAUGGACCCUAACACUGCACAUGCCUAUCUCUCUCUCUCUGAUGAUCUGACCACUGUGAGACACACAGGUACAGCGCAGAACUGUCCUGACAACCCAGAGAGAUUUUACUACUAUGUGUUUGUGUUGGGAUCUGAGGGGUUUACCUCAGGGAAACACAGCUGGGAGGUGAAGGUUGGGAAUAAACGUCAGUGGGAUGUAGGAGUGGUGAAAGAGUCCACCAACAGGAAGGGAGAUAUCACAUACAGCCCAGAGGAUGGACCCUGGCUCAUAAGGCUGAGGAAUGGUGAUACGUACAGUGCAGUAGGAGGUACUGACCUCACACUGAAGAGGAAACCCCAGAGCAUCAGGGUGCAGCUGGAAUAUGACAGGGGGGAGGUGUCCUUCUUCAACUCCAGUGACAUGUCACUCAUUUACACUUUUAAACACACAUUUACUGAGAGGGUGUUCCCAUUCUUCUCUCCCUGUUUGAGAGAUGAUGGUAAGAACGAUGAGCCCCUGACAAUCUGCCCAGUGAAAGUCUCAGUAACAGUGACGUCAUCCCAGUGA